UUCUCUGGGGCGAAUCCCUGCCGACGUCACUCCCAGUCCCAUAUAAAUACGCUGAGCAGCGACUCUGAUUAUACUCCAUCAAAAGCGCUUUUUCGGCUUCAACAGCUCUUCAAACCAAGGAUUAUUGGAUUGCCUUCGUUGGAUUUAAUUGCCAGCACCGAAUCCUCGGUAUAAGCACAAUGACUUUGAACAAGGGUGACAAAUUGCGGAACAUGGACAAAAGAAGAGGGAGCAUGCCGUUUCCCAUGAAUAUACCAAACCUACACCGGAGAAGCAUGCCCGUGGACGACCGGGACCUGCGCGCCACGAUGCCACAGACUGGGCAAACCGACGAGCUGUCCAACCUCCUGCGCUGCACGUCCUACUCCCCGAACGAGCAGCACCGAGGCAGCUGCGCGUCGGACUCCUCCGACUCCGUCAUCUCCACCGGGAGCGAAACGGAGUCCCAGGUGUACAAGGUGAUUCUCCUUGGGGAGCACGGCGUCGGCAAGUCCAGCCUGGCGCGCGUCUUUGGAGGAGUUGAGGAUGCUGGUCACGACUGCGAUGAAGCAGGAAACACUUAUGACAGAUCUAUCAUGGUGGAUGAAGAAGAGUCAUCCAUUGUGUUGUAUGACAUCUGGGAACAGGAUAACAGCCAGUGGCUGAAGGAACAGUGCAUGCGGAUGGGAGACGCCUACAUCAUUGUGUAUUCAGUUACAGACAAAUCAAGCUUCGAGAAGGCGUCAGAGCUGCGUAUUCAGCUGCGCCGGGCCAGGCAGUCAGAGAACAUUCCCAUAAUCCUUGUGGGCAACAAGAGUGACCUGGUGCGGUCCAGAGAGGUGUCUGUAGAUGAGGGAAGUGCCUGUGCAGUGGUAUUCGACUGCAAGUUCAUUGAGACAUCUGCAUCCCUUCACCACAAUGUGCAGGACCUAUUUGAGGGCAUCGUCAGACAGAUCCGCUUGAGGAAAGACAGCAAGGAGGAAAACGCACGACGCAUGGCCAACUGCAGGCGUAGAGAGAGCAUCGGCAAGAAAGCUAAACGGUUUCUGGGCCGCAUAGUUGCGCGCAAGAACAAAAAGAUGGCUUUUAGGCAGAAGUCAAAGUCCUGCCAUGACCUAACAGUUCUCUGAGGAACAGAUGGGACAGACGGACAUUUUUUCUUUGGCCUCUGAAGACCAGACGCUGUGUGUGUUUUAACACUAACCCUAAAGGACUAAUAGAGCUGUACAGAAAUAUAUUUUUAUUUUUUAGACACCAACCAAAAGCAAAGAGAGGACUUAAUAAAAAAAUGACUGACAUUAUUCAAGUCAUAUCAUGAUGAUGGUGAUAACCUGCAUGAAGCUUUGCAAACAUUUAUUUUGUUUCUUUUUUUUUUUGUUUGCCUUAAACAUGUUGCUGUCAUAACAUGACCAGUAUGAAAAAGGAAGGCUUGUUAUUUCUAUAUGAGUUGCAAAGAUUGCCUGGCUGUUGGGUUAUUGUUGUGCUCCUUUAUUGGAGGGAAUUGAUGUAUAUACUAUAACGUGAAUGAUGCUGAAUGAAACAUACAUCUCAUUAUCCUAAAAGACACGGUAAAGGAUGACAAUACUAGGUCAUCUGGAGUCAUAUUUACUUGAAACGUGGUACGCAGGUUCGUGCUUCGGCCAAGUUACUAGUCAAAGAUAAGAGAAAACUUCUGUAUUUCUAUGUUGUUCCAUAACAUUGAAUUCAGGUUGUGAAUGUAUGAGUAAAGCAAUAAGUUAUAUUAGUCUUGUGAACCUUGACAUUAUUUGGAAAUUCUUUGUUUACGUUGAUUUCCUUUUUCAAUAAAAUAUAAAAUAAAAACAUAAAA
Siniperca chuatsi (mandarin fish) is the source of this 1807-nucleotide messenger RNA. RefSeq names its product Ras-related associated with diabetes (gene rrad). Gene Ontology annotation, cellular component: plasma membrane. The coding region runs from base 180 to 1109 and encodes 309 amino acids. Gene Ontology annotation, biological process: negative regulation of high voltage-gated calcium channel activity. The record is from RefSeq and is a predicted model, not a curated record. Gene Ontology annotation, molecular function: GTPase activity; GTP binding; calcium channel regulator activity. The transcript has 5 exons. Lineage: Eukaryota; Metazoa; Chordata; Actinopteri; Centrarchiformes; Sinipercidae.